Molecule: messenger RNA, 279 nt
Organism: Lactuca virosa
Lineage: Eukaryota; Viridiplantae; Streptophyta; Magnoliopsida; Asterales; Asteraceae
Source: the annotation of a GenBank genome assembly
AUGAUGAAAAUUUCUAAUAAGAAAUAUCAAAAGGGUUCACCAACUACAAGGGAGAUGGGUCGUGGAGGUAGGGGUAGGGGAAGAUCUUCAAGACAGGACAUUUGGCAAAGAUUUUUUAAUUUGGAAAAUCUGAAACUGUUCAACCAAUUGGUUCCAUCUUGGAUAUUGUUGCACGUGUGGAGUUACAAUUGGAAUGGGAUGAAGUUGAGGCUUUUAUCAAAGAAGCAGACGGUUCACUAUUCAGUUGAUAUGAACAUUUUCAUUGAAAACAACUUCUGA